AUGUGCUAAGCUGCUUGUAAACAACGAGUGCCUUUGUUAAAUUGUCGGGUGUUCGUGAGCCUUUGAAGAUUGCUGGGCUCCACAUUUCAGCGUUUAGCUGAGUACAUCGUCUCCAAGACCUUUCACCAAGCAUCCAUCAGCAAGGAGUUCAAGCUAAGCAAGACAUUACCCCGUUCCAGAGGCUGAGCAAAUCACAUGCCUACGCUGUAACUAAUUAUUUCUAUUGGCUGAUUGGUUUUUAAUGCAUCUGUUUUACAGGUAAACAGAUUUAUCUUAGGAAGGCAUAGAUAAUAAUGAUGCUGGGGUUUUUUUAUUCAUUGCCCUCCAUCGGAGACUGAAGGGCUGGAUGCUGAAAUAGGUGUCACUUAGCUGUGCAGUCCCUUGAUUUUUGUACCUAGGCAGAAUGAGCAUCUGGGAUUGCUGGCCAAGAUUGGGAAAGCCUGAAAAACUUGUGGAGCCUUCUAAAAGACUCCAUAAAUGGAUAACAUUAACUGUGUGUUAAUUUAUCCAAUUCCAGCUCCUUGUGAACCUCCCCUUUAUAAAACAGAAUGUUUUGUAAUUGCCAGAUUCCCUGGAAAAGCAAAUUUCUGGUGCAAGGAGCCCACAGCAUGGAUCUCACACGCAGACAACACAGGAGCAUCAGCCAUUUGUGAUGUCCCACUCACCUCCCUGAUCCCAGGUGCAAAUCUGAUCAUGGAGAUCUUGCCAAGCCAUGGAUCAAGGAGACCCAAAAAUCAGUGCUUGACCCAAAGUGCUUAAGAUUGAAGUCCCAGAAGGGUAGAUGGAAGCACAGGAGACAGAAAAGCUCUGCUCACUGGUAUAAUUUAGAUACAACCAGGGGAUAGCAAUAAGGGAAUGGAUCCUCGAUAGCCUUUUCAGGGUUACAAAUUAUGGAAAGGGAAGAGCUUCCACGUUAAAAUUCUUAGAGGGAGAUGUCAUGUAUGUGUAUGGUAAAGCCAUGGGCACAGAGCAUUUUCUUGGUGAUGUCCUCAUCCACACCACUCCUGCAUGUGUUUUAAACUUGUUUUUGAAGAAAUGUUGGUCUUAAAACCAAAAAUCUAUUGCUAGAGGUACUCAAGAGUGGCAGUGGCUGCUUCAAUCUAUCAUGGCCAGGGUGAACCCAGGUGCAAGUGUGGCUCUCCCAUUCCUGGACUUUUCUGCUUUGGAAAGACCCUUCUUUUUCUUUCCACCACUGCCAAAAAAAGAAAAAAAAAAGAAAAAAAAAAAAAAAAAAAAAAAAAAAAAAAAAAAAGAAAAGGUGAGGGGGUUGUUUGGCUUUCAGUGUAAAUUUUACCAGGGCCAGGUUUUCCUGCCUGCCCUCCCAGGGCUGGGGAAAAGUAAGACCUUUACCUGCUGCUCACUGCCGGGCAGGGGGCACCACGAAGGAAGCAGGACCCAGCCGUCUGGCGGCGGCUUUUUUCGGCUGGAUUUGGGCUCGCCUGCCGGGCUGGGGUUGCAGCUGGCUGGCCUGAUCUCCCUCCCUCCCACCGGCUCUCACUGGGAGCAGAACAUGCCUUCUCCUGCUGAUUUCUGCUUGCCAUAUUGAUUGCAGCAGGGUAUAAUGGAGACAAGUCAGGCAGAAAGCCAGCCACCCUUGGGAAUGAUUAAAGAGCGAGCAGAAAAGGACAGAAGUGAAGAAAAACAGGCUGACACUUAGGACGUGGUGGAUUUGGAGCAAAUUAUGCCCUUUUCCCCACCUCACCCCCGCGAGGUGCCCGGGACGGUUCAGCGGCGCCUCUAUUUCAGCUCUGCCCAAAAGAAGCAUCAUAUCGACCCCCGUGAACGCGGGGAACAAAAUCCCCAGAACGUGUACAAUAUCCCUAUUGUGCAUGGAUUUGCAGCCUGAUUAUUCAGAGCAUAGCCAAGGAAAGGUAAGGCUAUGACCCAUUGUUUUCCUGCGAUCAAUUGAAUACUGUCAUUUGCAUUUAAAACGCUCUAAAUUCGCACUGUCAAUAUGCCAAACAGCUGCUCGAGCUUUUCAGCAUUCCAUGGUGACAAUCACACUAUCAUACAUCAUUGGCACCAGGAUUUGCAAUACUCUCAGUGUCAAAAUUUUGUGGGUUUUUUUAAGAGGAAAAAAAAAAUCCUCCCCUCCCCCCAAAAUACCCAAACCUGUGAAAAAUCCACUUUUAAAAUGAUGGCGUUGGAUGCUGCUAAGCAGGCCUUCACAGAUGCCAACAUAUCAAAAUUCAUCUCUUUUCUUCCUCUCCUACAAUUAAAAGGUAGUUAAGAAAGAGGCUGUUCCUGAUAGACCCACCUUCUGUUUUCUCCUUUGUAUGCGUAUUAUUCAUUAGCAGUCUAAUAAGAGUUUCAAAAUGCUCUGUGCCUCUGCCAGCAGGGCAUAUGUAUGUAGACAUGUGCUUGUGACAGAUAAGUACAUAAACAGCAUAUUGGCACCAGAAAGACAUCUGUGCCUAGAAAAACGCUUGUGAUAUGUACAUAAAUGACAUUUUAGCUCUAGUCAAGUCCUUGUGGCUUUGAGAGGAAUAUGUGACUGUACUCUUCUCUGUGAAUACUGAAAAGGUGCGCCUUCGACGGGAGAGUUUUCCGGAGGUUUACGGGGAGCCGGAGGAUGCGGAGCUGCAGCCCAGGUUGCGGCAGACGGAGGCAGAGCCGUGCCAGGGGAGGGUGGGCGCUGCCUCUGGCGCUGCCGCGGGCGCGGCCCCGGGGGGAGCACCCGGCACCCCCAAAUCUGACUCGGUUCAUGAAGACUCACAUGGGCUGGACCAUGGAACAGCAGCUGCACCUGUGUGAAAACCUUCAGGGACGUGGCAUUAAGACACAUAUCGGGGUGGUCGCUGCCGUUCAAGAGCUUGCCUGUGGUGAAAAUGGCCUCACUUCCUUGGGUCUGACAUGAGGAGAGAGACAGCAAAAUACUCCUUGCUGGAAAUCAGGAUGGGUCCUUGGACUUCUCUGGAGCCUGUUUGUUGACGUGACCUGAGCACACAUCUCCCCAGGUGGGUGGGAGUCUCACACCUCCAAUGUGAUGGAUGGAACAACAGUGGUGGAUGAGCUGUUACUUGCCUGAAAAAAAAGUGUUUUGGGGGAAAAUUGUCUCCAGUCAUUCUCAUUUUGCAUGUGAUUUUUCCUACAUAUGUUUCUAAUCAUUAAGAAAUUCUGUAGCUUAAAUAAUGCUCUGAAAGUACGGUAACUGUUGGACUACAUUCUGUUGUAACCUUAUUGAAUUUCGCUUCUCUGGAAAAAAUAAUGGGAUACUAUAUCUUGAAAAACAAAUGGUAAUUGCAUUUUUAACAGAAUGUUUCUCUUUGUGUUUCAAAACCUUCUGCACACAGUUAGACAUCUAGCCAGGGAAGAAGGUACAAAGCAUAUGGGCCAAUUUCUGUCUCUUGGCUGUUCAAGAUGCCUUAAUAUUCAGGCAGUGAUGUGUGUGUGUCCGUGCAAUAUGGCACAAUUUAUCUACGUGGUAUCCUCGAGCUCAGGUGAGGUGGUGAGAAGCUGUGUACUGGGGUCAGGGGAGGUAUUUGAGGAGAAACUGGGGGAAGGUGGGUCUACAUCCUGUUCCCUACUAGAUGUGUGAGGAUGUGCACCUCUUAUGAAUUCAAAUUGAUUUUAUUUGAUCUGCAGAAGACCAAUGUUCCAGCAUUCAUGGUGCUGACCUCAGGAACAGCUUCAUGCUACAGGUGACCAGGAUCUUACAGAUAAGGAUGUUUCAACACUGCAGAGAUUGGAGUUGUCCAACAACCUUGGCACUGUCCAUGUGCCACGGUGACGUGACUUCCUCAGAGCUUUGGGGAUUUGCACGUGUGAGAACUGGGUUGAUUAAAGCCUGGGACCCGAAACAGCUUCACCACAGUUUGAUAACAUGCUGGUGUUACUGUCUGCCAAGGUUAGGAGAGCCCUGGUAAUACUGGAAGGCUCUUCUCUAAUUCUUUGUAAAUCUGGCAUGUGAAGAACUUUGUGAGGGGAUACAUUUGGACAUGUGAAGCUUCAAGGCAAAGGAAUAGACUUGAGGUUUCUGACUGACAAGACACAUGUGAGUACAUGCAAAAUGUGCUCCUCCUGCUAAAAAUAACAUUUCUCCUGUCAACCACGAUGCACCCACCCCCACAACACCACCCAGAAGAACACAUUAACACCUUGGCUUUGCACGUAGCCCGAUUCACAGCAGCCACAAGUGGUGGAGGGAUCUGCACUCUGUGCAUGCUGACAAAUCAUAUGGCACAGCGAGGAACAGAGGAGUGAAACUGGGCUAGCAGAAGUUGACGCCUUAUCAUCACAGUCCCUCUGAGCAUGCUGUAGGCUGACACCUCCACCAACCGAGUCAUCUCCCCGGCGCCAGGAUGAGGAGCACGAGCCUGCUAUCCUGAUUUAGCCUCUGGUAAGCCAGGCUUGGCUUGCCACACCAGGAAGGCUGGAAGAGGUGCACGGAUGCAAAUGGUGCAGGAGCACCGUGGGUGCGCCGGCAAGAGGAGAAGCAAAGCACAUCCAACCACUGCUGCUCACAGCUGUGCUAUGGGGACAUGUGAAAUGUGCUUUAGACACAAGGGAUGUGAGAUGUUUCUUCCAUUGCUUCUCCCCGUUUGCUGUCUAAUCCCAGCUUGGAACAUGUAAAUAAUGUUUCAAACCAAGAAGGGUUGGGCUGCAGAUAACUAUUGCCCCUAAAAAAGACUCCUGCCAUAGCCAAGGUGAGGUCUGUCAGCCUGUGUGUGCUUCUAAGAUAAUGAAAAACACGGACAGCAAAGCUUUUUAAAAUGGUGAACGACUAGAGGAUACCAGAUUUUUUUCCCAAUUAUUGUUUCCUAUGAAAAGCUACACUUUUUUCCUUAAAAGUUAAAGCUUUCUUUAAACCUGAAGACACCCUACUCAUGGCUGAAGGUUUGAACUAGAGAGUCUUUAAGUUCCUGUUCAACCCAAACCAUCAUAGGAUUCUAUGGCAGUAAAAGCUGACCAUCCUUCAGAAUUUCUCACAUCCUUGCUUACUCCUGUGUUAGCAAAUGUAACACCAGAAUCGAGUCCCUUCCUGGGAUGAAAACCUGCGAGUUCAUCAGCCAAGAUGGAGCUUCAGUUUUGGCCUGGUUUGGUGUCUGUCUUGAACAAGCUGAAUGGUUGGAUGCUCUUGGUGGUUCUGGUCGUGUCUCUUUUGAUUACUGACCUUGUGAAAAAGAGACGACCCAGGAAUUUCCCUCCAGGGCCGCAGCUCUUUCCUCUCGUGGGAACCUUUGUGGACUUUAAGCAGCCCCUCCAUCUCGCACUGCAGAAGCUAACGGGUCGCUAUGGGAACAUCUUCAGCGUGCAGUUUGGAAGUCUGACAUUCGUGGUGGUCAACGGGUACCAGAUGGUGAGAGAAGCUCUUGUCCACCAGGCUGAAGUGUUUGCUGAUCGGCCAAAUAUUCCACUCCUCCAAGAAAUAUUUAGAGGCUUUGGGCUCAUAUCAUCCAACGGGCACAUAUGGAGGCAGCAGAGAAAGUUUGCUUUAGCAACCCUGAAAAGCCUUGCUGUAAAUUUUGAGGAAAAAGUGCAAGAGGAGAGUCGGUACCUCGUGGAGACGAUUGAGGAGGAGAAAGGACAACCCUUUGACCCUCAUUACAAAAUUAACAGUGCUGUUUCAAACAUCAUCUGUUCCAUAACUUUUGGGAGCCGCUUUGACUACCAUGACAACCGUUUCCAGGAGCUGCUGCACUCCCUGGCCGAAACGCUGCUGCUCAUCGGAAGUUUCUGGGGCCAGCUUUAUAAUGCUUUUCCUUUGAUCAUGAGAUGGUUGCCAGGACCCUUCAGGAAAAUCUUCAGGCACUGGGAGAAGCUUCGGUAUUUUGUCAAAGGCGUGAUUGCAAAGCACAAGGAGGAAUUGGACCAGUCUGAGGCAGGAGAUUAUAUUGACUGUUACCUGAAGGAAAUAGAAAAGUUUAAGGGUGACCCCAGCUCCUAUUUCCAUGAGGAAAACCUGCUGUGCUCCACCUUGGACUUGUUCUUAACUGGGACUGAGACAACGGCGACCGCCAUCCGCUGGGCUCUGCUCUACAUGGCCGCGUACCCCCGCAUCCAGGAGAAAGUUCAGCAGGAGAUCGACGCCGUGGUCGGGCAGUGCCGGCAGCCCUCGAUGGCCGACAAGGAGAAGAUGCCCUACACCAGCGCCGUGCUGAGCGAGGUCCUGCGCGUGGGCAACGUGGUGCCCCUGGGGGUGCCCCGCAUGGCCACCAGCGACACCACCCUGGCCGGCUUCCACCUGCCCAAAGGCACCACCCUGAUGACCAGCCUGACUUCGAUAAUGUUUGACAAGAACGUGUGGGAGACUCCAGACACCUUUAAUCCUGAACAUUUCCUGGAAAACGGCCAGUACAGGAGGCGGGAGGCUUUUCUGCCCUUCUCUGCAGGCAAGAGGGCUUGUCCCGGGGAGCAGCUCGCCAGGACCGAGCUCUUCAUCUUCUUCGUAGCCCUGCUGCAGAAGUUCACCUUCCAGGCCCCGGCAGAGGCCGCGCUGUCCUUCGCCUUCACGCUCAGCCUCACUCGCUGCCCCAAACCCUUCCAGCUCUGCGCCGUGCCCCGCGACUGAGCCGGGCCUGCCGCUGCCGCACAGCCCUGCAGCCUCACAAACCGGGAAAUCCCCUUUCCCCACCACACCAGGGAUUCUGGGCUGGAAUGAUGGGCCCUGGAGGUCCAGCACCUGCCAGCACCUGGGUGGCAGGGGAAGGGCACAAGGGCCACGUCCUGCACACUGCAGCACAACCUUUGUGGCUCUGUGCCUCAUUCCUGCUCCCCGCUACCAGUCUGACAAAAUGCACGGAUGUAAGAGCCUUAUUACCCAAUCUCCACUGUCAGCAGGUCCCAGGAAGGUGUCUGCCAGCUGCAAACGCAUGGUUUGAUGUUGACUUUUCAUGUUGGGAAUGUGUCCAUCACCCAAAGAUGAUUUACCAACCCCUAAUGCUGUAGCACCCAAAUAGCCAAGGGCUCCUGAGGUGUCCCUGCUCAGAGGGAGCAGCUGGCCUUGGACACAAGCUCUGGACUCAUGAUUUGGCAUCAAUUUGGACUUUCAGGUGGCCACAGCCAGUCCUGAGCCUCAGGUGGGCUUGGGCUCAGUGUGGUGGACACUCCCUGCAGCACCACACUGGUGCUGUGUGAUGGAAACCACAGAAUCAAGGAAUAGUCUGGCUUGAAAGGGACCUUAAAGAUCAACCCCUCUGCCACGGGCAGGGACACCUUCCACGAAAUCAGGCUGCUCCAAGCCCCAUCCAACCUGGCCUUGGACACUUCCAGAGAUAAAAAAUAUCUAAGCAGAGAUUCUGCAGCAGCAGCAAGCAUUUUUUUGGAUCUCAAAGUAUAUGGAAAUUUCAAUUAGGAGGCUACAGGGGAGCAGAAGCAGCUUCUGCCAAAGUGGGAUGGCACAAGGAGCUGUGCUUCCAGCAGGUCUGGAAGGGCUAUAAAAAUAUGAUAGAGCAAUUUUAUAUUAGAAAA
Prinia subflava (tawny-flanked prinia) is the source of this 7410-nucleotide messenger RNA. RefSeq names its product cytochrome P450 2J2-like. Gene Ontology annotation, biological process: xenobiotic metabolic process. Gene Ontology annotation, cellular component: cytoplasm; intracellular membrane-bounded organelle. Gene Ontology annotation, molecular function: heme binding; iron ion binding; oxidoreductase activity, acting on paired donors, with incorporation or reduction of molecular oxygen, reduced flavin or flavoprotein as one donor, and incorporation of one atom of oxygen. The transcript is spliced from 12 exons. The record is from RefSeq and is a predicted model, not a curated record. The coding region runs from base 5015 to 6511 and encodes 498 amino acids. NCBI's taxonomy places the organism in Eukaryota, Metazoa, Chordata, Aves, Passeriformes, Cisticolidae.